CGACACCCCCAACGUCCCGCAUUCGAGCCGAGGUCCGUAUUUCAUCGCAACACCAUCUGAGCAGCUCUGCUCUGCCAUCGUCCUGCAGCUUUGCACACCUUCGCCCGCGCAAUGCCUUCUUCGACUGACAAGCCAACGUUUGCGUUGGAAGCGCUGCACCUCCUCAGCGCUCCACUCGAUCAGCUCAGAGCAGAGCGGGAUGCUCGCACGUUGGCUUUGACGCAAACGCUUGGCGCCCGGGAAGUUGUGUCUGAGGACCGCGGCAAAGAUGCCUUUACCAAGGCCAAAGGAGCGGAUGAAGUGCUGGAUUUGAGCAGCGUUCCGAGCAAAGAGCAACUGCUGCGUGCCCUUGAUGCUUUGCCACACGGCGCUGCCGAGCUGCAAGGCGCGAGUGCGACGUCGACCGGCUUGGAGGCGGAAGAGAGACUCAUCGGAAUGGCAAGAGUCACUGCUGGGACGUACGCCCUUGUGCUCGAUCAGCUCGUCGCGGAUGGGCACCGAUUGAGUCAGGCUGCGUGGGAAUGGGAGGACAUCGGAGGCAGCAGAUCAGCGAGCGCUACUUAUCUUGUCCAAACACUACCUCAACGUCUUGUAAACGUGUUGCGACUGGCUUCUCGAAUGGCUAGCGAAGCCGCACAGACGACACUGUCAGUGGCAGAUCAGAGCUCCCGAGAGUCUCAAAUUUCUCAAUUGCUCUCUCGUUCAGCCGCAUCGAAGGCAUGGAAGACGCUCUCUGCCUCGCCGAUUCUUGUGAGGCAAGCAUUGUUCCCCUUGUCUGCUCCUGGCGCACAGCAAUUGGGAUCUCUCGACGCGCAGCGCGCAAAUCCUCUGGUUGUCAACACGACUUCAAAGACCAAGCGCUCCCACAAAUCGAGAGCAAGCAGCAGUUUGAGAGCCCUAAGACAUUCUUCCCCGCUUCAUUUGGCGUCUCACGAAGCCGAGGCGAAGCGCUUGCAAGCAGUCGAAGAGAGACAGGACAUCGCAGAAAAGCUGGGCAUCCUCGCCAUCGAGCUUCAAAAGCUCACCACGGGCCCUCCAAGUCGACAAGGCAUCGAGAACGAGACCGCUCGAGGCAUUCAAGAGGCAAUUAGUCAGCAGGUCGCAUUGCUCCAAUCAGUCCUUGCGCGCGGAGGGGUGGACGACCGCGUUGAUGUUGUCGCUAAUCAACCAGCGUCAAGCGCUGAUCUUUCGAGCAGCGUAGGGACUCUUCGCAAGCUCCUGACCGACUCUAUCCCAAGCUCCUCACGAGAGAUUAGCAUCUUGCUUAGCCCUUCGCCAGCAGGAUUGGGUUCGCCUUCCUUUCUUGCACGAGCUUGGCCCACCUUGGUUCUCACUCCUCUCAUCAGCAUGAUCACCCUGAGAGCAGUGUUGAGAAAUUGGGAUGCGGUCAAAGCCCAAGUUCAGGACGCCAAGGAGACCCUUCGAGGCUUCGUGGUCGGUUGGGUUUGGAACCCUGUCAUGGGUCUGCUGGACACGCUGAGGGAAGGCGACAAGCGCGCAAUGAUCAUGACUGCUGAGAGUCUAAACUCAGACGUCCAGAGUCUGGAACGCAUGGUCGUUGAAUUUGCAGGCGAGAAGCAAACACUCUCUGCGACAGAGCUGGCUGCCCUCUCAUCACGCGUCAGAGAGGGUGACCUUUCAGAGGUUCUGAAGGUCUACGAGCAAGAGUUGAAAUCUCCCCUCAAGUCGGCAGUGACUGGCUCUUUGGUGCGCUCGCUUCUAAUCCAGAUUCAGAAAGCAAAAGUGGACAUAGAGACAGCAAUGGCAGGUAUUGAUCGUUUGCUCAAAUCGCAGCAGUUGCUCUUCGGUGCCGUGGGUGUCGCUCCAGCUAUGGGAGCGGUGUACCUGGUCUACAGCUGGUCCUCCAAUCGGGUCGCGGAAUGGAGCGGAAGGCGAGGGAGACAAGCAGGCAGACAGACAAGAGCCAGAGUGUGGGAGGCCAUGCGGUACGUGCUUCUUAGCCACGCUUUCCGCUCGCGCAUUGUGAUUGACGAUCGCGGUAAUCCAUGUUGAUGUGCAGUCGUAUCGACAAGCUCCUCGCAGCCGACACACAACGCGCUCCGUCCAACGCCGCACAGUCGACGUCCCUCAGCGCAACAACACGAGGGCUGCUACUGUUAGACCUCUCCCUUCUACGCAACUCGGCCACCGCUCUAGUCAGUGCACCAGCGCGAGGCAACAAGUCGGCUCUCAAGAGACUGAGGGGUCAAUUCUUGGAAGACGUGCGAGAGCUCGAAGGGCUGGAAAGUGCGGACUCUGUGCAGACCGACGUGGACGGCAAACCUUCGACGACAGAGGCCGGCCUUGGUUGGCACGUCAGAAGAGCUGCUGUAG
Molecule: messenger RNA, 2334 nt
Organism: Ceraceosorus guamensis
Lineage: Eukaryota; Fungi; Basidiomycota; Exobasidiomycetes; Ceraceosorales; Ceraceosoraceae
Product: NCA2-domain-containing protein
Exons: 4
Coding region: 112-2013 (633 amino acids)
Cellular component (GO): mitochondrial outer membrane
Source: RefSeq, a predicted model, not a curated record